Molecule: messenger RNA, 1980 nt
Organism: Zonotrichia albicollis (white-throated sparrow)
Lineage: Eukaryota; Metazoa; Chordata; Aves; Passeriformes; Passerellidae
Gene: CLCC1
Product: chloride channel CLIC like 1
Cellular component (GO): endoplasmic reticulum; membrane
Molecular function (GO): chloride channel activity
Source: RefSeq, a predicted model, not a curated record
CGGCGCUUCCGGGGCGGAGCCGGGCCCGGCUGGGCGGCGGCGGCGGCUGGCGGGGCGGCCCCGCUGCGGGUAAACACCGGGUGAGCGCCGGGAGCCCCGCGGCCCCUCAGUGAUACAGGAUGCUGUUUCCUUUGGUGUUGUGUGCAGUGAUGCUGACAGGGAACUGUAAAGCUCAAGAAGAUGAAUGGAUUGACCCCACGGAUAUGCUCAAUUAUGAUGCAGCAUCAGGAACAAUGAGAAGACCUUAUAAGGUAGAGAAAGAAAGGCCAAACUAUCAUGACUCUGAGGAAGAGGCUGUGGAUACAGUCAGUACUGAAAUCUCACGUUGUUCCAGGGUAGUAGAUUCCUUGCAACACAAGAUUGCAGAGUGUGAGAAGAGGAAUGCCAAAUCACAGGAGAGCCGCAGCUUUUAUAUUUUUAAGCGAUUCUUGAAUAAGAUUUUAAAUGAAGCUGGAAAACUUGGCCUUCCUGGGGAAGAAGUGGGCCAUGCCCACUACGAUGCUGAGAUCAUUCUCACCAGGCAGACGUAUUUGGAGAUCCUCAGGUUUGUCAGUGAGGAGGCCUGGCAGCCAGGAGCCCUGGAUGAGGCACUCAAUGAUAUCUUGGUCAAUUUUAAGCACCACAACGAGGAAGCUUGGCGGUGGAGAUUUGAAGACACCUUUGGAAUUGAUCUAUAUCAUUUGUUUUGGCUACUCCUGUGCGUAGCGUGCAUUGUGAUUGUACUGGCUACAGAAGUGAGGACCUAUGUGUCCCGCUUUGUUCAGCUGAAAUAUGUUUUAUUUAUGACUUUCCUCGUCAGCUUUGUAUGGAAUUGGUUUUACUUGUACACGCUGGCCUUCGCUCAGCACCAGGCAGAGAUGGCCAAGAUGGGGCAGUUUGACAAGGUCUGUGCCGAGAAGCUGGAGUGGUAUGGAAGUCUCAUGGAAUGGCUUAGAAGCACAUGGACGUUUCAGGAUGAUCCCUGUAAGAAGUAUUAUGAAAUUCUGCUUGUAAAUCCUGUGUAUAUGGUUCCACCAUCAAAGGCCUUGGCAGUAACUUUCACCAACUUUGUAACUGAGCCUUUGAAGGACAUAGGACAAGGUAUUGGUGAAUUCAUCAAGGCACUUAUGAAGGAGAUACCAUUAAUUCUGCAGGUUCCAGUGCUCAUUACCAUGGCUCUGGGUGUCCUGACUUUUUGCUAUGGUGCAGGAUCAUCAGUGUCUGCAUUAAGAUACUUAAGGUCUUCUCAGAAGAAGAGUCUUCCCCUGCCUGCAGGUGGGCAGGAGCCCAUGGCCUUUGGGCAGUACGAUGGGAGGAGAGCAGAUGAGUACUACCUGCAGCAGCAGCCCUACGUGCACAGAGGCCACCAGGACAGAGGGGACGCUGCCAGCAGGCCCCUGCUCCGGCUGAGAGCGGCCAGUGGCAGCAGGAGCCCGGACACAGCACUCAGCAGCGAGCAGCCGGAUGCACUGCAGAACAGGUUGUACACUGAAUCUGAAGUUCAUAGACUUGAAACUCUCAAAGCUGAAAACCUUACUGCAGAACCUGCACUUGAGCAGCAAAAACAGGAGACAAGCAAAGUAGAGGGAGAGACUGGAGAAAACUGUGUCCCCAAUAAAAACCUGGAACAGAAGAGUUCUGCCACAGAACCGUGCGAAGAGAAGAAAGAGAACGUUUUACAUGAGUCCGGGAAAGAGAAUAAGGAAGACCCAGACUCUACUGUGGAGUAGAGGAUGUUGCCAGUGAAGGAGCUGGGAGUCUGUUCUUCUCCUGGAAGCAGCACCUCUGAUCAUCCAUCCUGUUACUCUGGAACCGACUCAGCAGAUCAAAGAACCCUUCGUCUGCCAUUGGCUCACGGCUGCUUUUCUGAAAAGGAGAAAAUUUGGGGUAUUUGACCUUAGAGUGCCUACAGCUGGGACAACUGCAUCAGAGUUUCAGUCCAGUGAUAUGCUUGAUAUUUACAUAUCUGAAAUUUAUUAAAUAAAUUUUUUUUAGUCAACC